GUUUUGUCGUUUUCAUGUCAAAAUUUAUUAUAUAAUUUUAAAAACAGAAAAGUUCUUUAAAUAUAUUAAAUAAGUAAAAAUGGUUCUUACAGCAGCACAAUUAUCAAAAGUUUUACAGAACACCAAAGGCUUCGAAAGAGUUCUGAGUAAGAUCAAAGUCAUCUCUUUAGAAAAUGGGAAAUGCAAUGCCGAAUUGAAGGUCGAGGAUGAGCAUACGAACGCUUUAGGAACUCUCCACGGUGGUCUUUCCGCUACUUUAGUAGACGGUGUGUCAACUUAUGCAUUAAUGACCCACAAAUAUGGACAAGUGCCUAAUGUAUCUGUGAAUAUUAAUAUGGAGUAUAUUAAGGGUGCUAAAGUGGGCGAUGAAGUACAGAUUCUAGCUAAUACAAUUAGGGUAGGAAAAACCUUAGCCUUUUUAGAAGUAGCUAUUAAAGACAAAGCGACAGGAACAUUACUGGUUAAAGGAUCUCAUACCAAGUUUAUGAUGAACCCAAAGUAAUUAUUUUUUUAAAAAGCAUUUAUUUUUUACCAAGAUGAUAUUUUAAUACUAUAGUAGAAGAAAAAAAUAGUUUUAUGAUUUAAAUAAAUUUAUUUUUAAGUACAAA
Molecule: messenger RNA, 608 nt
Organism: Sitophilus oryzae (rice weevil)
Lineage: Eukaryota; Metazoa; Arthropoda; Insecta; Coleoptera; Curculionidae
Product: acyl-coenzyme A thioesterase 13-like
Exons: 3
Coding region: 80-502 (140 amino acids)
Molecular function (GO): fatty acyl-CoA hydrolase activity
Source: RefSeq, a predicted model, not a curated record